AUGGCGGAGUGCCCCUCGCGCAUCCAAGAAAACACAGAGAGACACCGGCCACAGCGUGCUCAAGACAGCGGCGACCGCUAUCGAUCACAACGUGCAAACGUCGCUCAAGAAGAAGACUCGGGCGACUACCUCUUUUCGAUCGGUGAAACGACAUCUGCGAAAUCGAGCGACAUCUGGCUGGUCGACUCCGGGGCGACGCAGCACAUGACGUGCUCCAAGAAGUUCAUGCGGAACUACAAGGGGUUUGACGCUGUGGAUUUCCAUCUCGCGGAUGAUGGAAUCGUCCAAGCAAUCGGCAGUGGGGACAUUGUCAUGUCGAUGAAGACACCCCAAGGGAUGAAGAAAGGUGUGCUCACAAACGUGUGGCACAUCCCAAAGUUAUCCAGAAACCUGUUCUCGGUCGGCCGCUUCACCAAGGAUGUCGGCCCAGUGACGUUCACGAAGGAUGGGUGCUAUGGAGAAGCGAAAGGGACCAAGUGGAAAAUUGGUGCCCGUGAAGGUAAAGGACUGUUCAAGCUGCAAAUGACUCCAGUGGCGCCGGAACAAGCAAAUGCAGCCAAGUCGUCGGGAUGUCAAGGGGGCACCAAGUCGUACCUCUGGCACCUUCGGCUUGGACACAUAUGUCACGAUGGACUCAAUUGCAUCGUGACGAAGAACAUUGGAAUUGGCAUCGACAUAUCUUCGGUGAAGAAGUGGGACGUGUGUGAAGGUUGUGCUCUGGGAAAACAGACUCGAGUGCGCUUCCAAUCAAACACUACAGCUCGCACCUCCAAACUCCUCGAAGUGAUUCACAGCGACGUAUGCGGACCGAUGUCGAUGGCAACUUUCAGUGGAAAACGGUACUUCGUGACAUUCAUCGAUGACAAGUCAAGAUACUGUGUCGUCUAUCUGCUCAAGAGCAAAUCUGAAGUUGCGGCGAAGUUCAUGGAAUACGCUGCGAUGGCUGAAACGCAAACCGGAAAGCGCGUGAAGUACCUUCAACGCGACAAUGGGGGUGAAUACAAGUCCAACAAGCUGGCACGAUUCUGCGCGGAACGGGGAAUACAACAAAGGUUCACAACCCCAUAUACUCCUCAGCUAAACGUAGUAGCUGAGAGAAUGAAUCGCACGCUGGUCGAGUGUGCGCGUUGCAUGAUAGAACACGCUGGACUGGGAAAGAGCUACUGGGGUGAAGCAGUGAUGACGGCGAUGUUUCUUCGAAACCGCUGUCCAACACGUGCCAUUCACCACGACAAGUCUCCAUAUCAAGUGUGGACGAUGAAGAAACCGAUUCUGGCCAACCUUAAAGUGCUUGGAUGCCACGCGUAUGUUCAAGUGCCUCAAGACAAACGCGCGAAGUUCGACUCCAAGUCAUCACUCUGUCGUUUCCUGGAAUAA
This is a messenger RNA of Peronospora matthiolae, 1377 nucleotides long. NCBI's taxonomy places the organism in Eukaryota, Oomycota, Peronosporomycetes, Peronosporales, Peronosporaceae. The record is from the annotation of a GenBank genome assembly.